This is a messenger RNA of Monodelphis domestica (gray short-tailed opossum), 1818 nucleotides long. The record is from RefSeq and is a predicted model, not a curated record. NCBI's taxonomy places the organism in Eukaryota, Metazoa, Chordata, Mammalia, Didelphimorphia, Didelphidae.
AUUAUUUGAGAAUAUGACCUUCAACAGACAUGUGCAAAGCCACAGACCUCUGGGCGGUCCUGGGUUAAGCUAGAGCCACCAUUGGCACAGGGAAGACAUGGACAGUGAUUGGUAGAUGUGAGAACUGAGGGGAGGGAACUUGGAUGGUUUCCUUAAAGAUAGCAGGGUCUGAGGACUGAGAGGUUGGUUGGAGAGGUUUUGCUCUGAGAAGUUGUGCUCUGAGAAGCUUGCUCUGAAGGAAUCUGGAGGUGGAGGCCCCUGAGACUGUUUCUCCAUUUUGGUCACGUGAGUGAUAGGGACUGAUCUCUUUUCUUUGCCUCAGCUAUCUAAGGGCUUGGGCCUUUUAGCCCAGCCUAAGCAGAGGGGGUAUUUAAGCCCUAUUCCUUCUCUCUCUCUCUCUCUCUCUCUCUCUCUCUCUCUCUCUCUCUCUCUCUCUCUCUCUCUCUCUAAUACCUUUCUUCCUCCUGUUUGUAAUUAAACUCCAUAAAAGGUUGACUGCUGACUUGAGUUUUCAUUAAGGAAUUACAUAGCUGAAUUCCUUGGCGACCUUAAAUUAAUAUAUAUCAGUCUUUUAAAGUGAUUUCCUUGUCACAGGGGGAAGGCAAGGAGACUUCUGUCUCAGAAGGUAUGGUCCUUACCAUCUCACUCUAAGUAGGGAACUGCUGGGAGAGGAAGAGCAGGAUGGUGGAGGAGAUAGCCAGAGUUUCAUUACUUGCUGACUCACUUGUAUCUGAAAAGGAAAGGAGGGACUAAGAAGUGUGACGCAUGUGAAGAUAUUACAGGACAGAAUCAUUUCCCUGCUUUGGGUGGCCCAGUUUGCAUCCCCACCAUGAACUCCUCAAACUACCAAAAAUGGGAGGAAGACAAGGAUAAUCUUGUUUUGGACAAGUCCCAGCAAGUUGAGAGCUCACAAAGCACAGGCUCAUGGAGAAAAUUGCUUCCCAGAGAUCCACCCUCAAAAUCUGCCUUUCUGAUGUUAUCUAUAACUCUACUGCUGUUGAUUCUCCUUAUUGUGACACUGGUCAAGGGCUCAAAGACCUCACAGGAGCUGAAUCAGCUAAAACAGGAAAUGAGAACCAAUGCUUCUUCUCAGACAAAGGAUGUCAAACAGCUAAGAGAGGACAUAGUUGCUGCCAAAAGAAAUGGCUCUACCUUGUGGGCUAGCUUGGGGAGCUCAGAGAAGAAACUGAGUGAGACCCACGCCCGACUGCUCAAUCUAGAAAGCAAACACGAUGAACUCAGCACCCAAAUGACUCAGGCCCUGGCAGAUGCUGGGAAAGACCGACAAGACAUUCGCAGUGAGAUGUUCCGGGCUGUGGCUGCUGUGAAAACUGGGAACAGUUCCUGCUCCCCAUGCCCUGAUUCCUGGUUGGCCUUUGAGGGUUCUUGCUACUUCUUUUCCACCACCAAAGCCCAUUGGGAUAAGUCACAGCAAAACUGUGCUAAGGAGCAGGCGCACCUGGUUAUUGUGAACAACCUUGAGGAACAGACUUUUCUGACCCAGAACACCAAAGGCUUGGGCUACUGGAUUGGACUCACAGCAACUCGUUCCAGAGGCAGGGUUAAUGGAUAUAUAUGGAUUGAUGGCACCAAACUCACUUUCAGCUACUGGAAUGAAGGGGAGCCCAAUGACUCAAGAAAGAAUGAGAACUGCAUCAUGAUACUUUACUCAGGUCGCUGGAACGAUGCACCCUGUGCAAAUCUCAAUGACUACUGGAUCUGUGAGAAGAGGCAGCAGUGUUAAGCUGAGACCUACUGCCCAGGUCUGGUCUGGCCCACAGAAGGGACAAUAAAAAUGUUUCUCUUUUUUAUCUCAAA